CGGGGCAAUGGCUGACCCACACUUCCCCCGCUCUUGGGUCCCAGUGUAAAGUUUGCCCGCACGUGGAGAUGGCCGGCCUGCUUAAGCAAUGAUAACUCACAUUUAAUGUGUUUGCACAGGGGCCGAGAGAAAAAGCGCUCUGACGCAGGGAGGCCCAUCGCCUUCUCUGCCCAUCACAAUAGCCCCAGCCGCAGAACACACGGAGGCAAACAUCUCCAAAUGUCAGGCUGAUGGAUGGGCCAGUGCCAUCUGAUGGCCCUCCACCCCCUCCACACAUGCUUUUUGUGCCUUUCCAUCCAUUUGUGCAGGCUGGAGAGGUAAACGGUUUAAAUAGUGAGAUGAGUCCAGGAAACCGAGCAAAAUGCGACAAGCCUUGUGAAGAGGCGCUGCUGCGAUCGAUAGGAAUAGACGUUACAAAAACAAAAAAAAAGACAAUUAAAAGAAACAAAUCAAAUCACGACGAACGCACUUAAGUGGGAAGUAAGAGGGGAGACAUGCAGUCGGGCAUCCUCAUCAGCUUCAUCAUCACGACGGCUGUCUCCACUUUGACCGGAGCUCCGGUGAAGUCGAGUAACCUGAAGACGGUGGCAGAAGAAGACCAAACAGAUUUGGAUUUCUCAGAGAGUCCUGCAGAGAGCCAAGGCUUGAUCUUGAAAAUCCUGUCUGCUUUUGAAGAGGAUCACAAAAGCCACCCCUUUGUAGAUGUCCAAGCAAAUAGGAGACCUGUGGGGAGGAAGAUGAAAAUGAGAUUGUCGGAGAAAAACCCCACGGCAUCCGCCGCCCUGCUGUUGUUCGGGGAGCCUCUGCCGGGAAGAACAGUUAAGAAGGCCUCGCCACAGGCUGGCAAAAAGCCCAAGAAGAGAGCCUGCUUUUGGAAAUACUGCAUCCAGAACUGAGCUGUCACACCGGAACUCAAUGACAUCCUCAAUCCACGACGCCGCACCGGAACUCCUUCACAGCCUGGGGGAAUUCGGACAAGAGGCUUAACCCUAGCCUGUUAACUUCAUCCUGACCUGUGCGCACAUUGUGCGCAUUAAGACGACGUUAAGAUUUAACAAAUAAAUGUGCACAUAUGAAAGA
Erpetoichthys calabaricus (reedfish) is the source of this 1080-nucleotide messenger RNA. It is a transcript of the gene urp2, whose product is annotated as urotensin II-related peptide. The record is from RefSeq and is a predicted model, not a curated record. The transcript is spliced from 5 exons. Lineage: Eukaryota; Metazoa; Chordata; Cladistia; Polypteriformes; Polypteridae. Gene Ontology annotation, biological process: regulation of blood pressure; blood vessel diameter maintenance. Gene Ontology annotation, molecular function: hormone activity. Bases 495 to 896 code for a protein of 133 amino acids. Gene Ontology annotation, cellular component: extracellular region.